ACGUGCACCUGCCGUUCCUCGUUUUUAACAAACGCUAUUGACUGGACCACCUUAAAAAAUAAGACCCAAUCCGCGGCAGAGAUGUAUCUGUGUAUCAGACGUUACACAAACUUUUCUCUUCCGCACCGUGAAAAAAAGCCGAGGGUGCCAGCAUGAAUAUUUUAACGUGACGCCCGCCAGUCAGUGCAUUAAACACCCUUGAUUUAUUUCUGGGCCGUUCGCAGCGCUAGCAGGGUUAAUUACGCGUCGUUCCUUUCACGGAUAAUUACAACAGGCGAUCGAUAGACGCUGCUAAAGCUGUGACUGGGCGCAGCCGGAGACCUUGUUGCUGCAGGGGUUCAGGCUGAACGUGGUUCCCGUGGCGUGGAGGGGGAUAGAGGGCAGAAAAGCUGGGCUUUGGUGACCCAGAUGCUUAACCCGCCCAGUGGCCCGCCACGCCUGUGCGUUCGAGGUGGUUUGGCACCGCCGUUGGACUGGAGGCUUGCACAGGUGCCUCGCUUUUGGAUUAGCGCCGCGUCUUUUUGUGCUGUUUCUCUGGUCUUUGCAAUCGCCCGCCGACUUCUGUGGCUUGGAUGUGGAGAGAGGAUGUUCAUGUGUGCGCUUGAGACGCACAGAAGCCGCGCUCCGAAGCCGGGAGACCCCAGCAUGUUGUCGGCCUCCAGAGGACUGAACGCCGGCGUCGGAGCCGCACUUUGUUGCCUGCUUCUCUGGAUUAUCAUCUCGCACUUAGUCAAAGAAGGUCAGCUGUCUGUGGGUGCAUGUGAAAUAGUUACCUUGGACAGAGAUAGUAGUCAACCACGAAGAACGAUAGCCAGACAAACAGCACGAUGUGCGUGUAGGAGAGGACAGAUUGCUGGUACAACAAGAGGCAAGCCAGCAUGUGUGGAUGUUCGAGUUGUAAAGAGCAAGCAGUGGUGUGAUAUGAUCCCAUGCACGGAAGGAGAAGUCUGUGGUUUAUUAAUGAACAAGUCAGGGUGGACCUGUGCACAACCAGGAGGUCGAAUAAAAACAGUAACGGUAGGCAUAUCACCAACGAUACUGUAUCGUUUAUUUACAGAAUUCAAUAAAUUAUUUUGAGGAACUUAGCUUUAAUGUAACUUCAAAAUCUGUAAGAUUUAUCCCGAACAACAAACACAACUAAAUCAGCAUAUUUUGCAGCCAUAGUUAUAUUGCGUGGAAACAGGCCCUUAGACCCAACUUGCCCACACCGACCAACAUGUCCCAUCUACUCUGGUCCCACCUGCCUGCGUUUGCCCCAUAUCCCCAGGGCCGUCUUAACGCAUGGGCACGCUGGGCUGUUGCCCGGGGCCCCACAAGCAUAGGGGCCACUUGCUAAUCUAUGUAUUGUAGAAUGUUAUUGUAGAACAUGAAAACGGAGAAGAACAUCGCAAGUACAUGACGGCACCUUUGUGUUGUAAUAGUCCCUCCUCUGGCAGCUCGUUCUAUACACCCAUUGCCCUUUGUGUGAAAAUGUUACUCCUCAGAUUCCAAUUAAAUCUUUCCCCCUUUACCUUAAACCUAUGCCCUCGAAUCCUUGAUUCCCCUGCUCUGGAUAAGAGACUCUGAGUCUUUACCCAAUGCAAUAGCUUAUUUAUCAAGUCGAUAUCUAAAGCAAAUAUACCCACAUUCAUUGUAUAAUGCAUGCUGUGAUGUAUUGAACAAAGCCAACUGACUUGCAAGUAAACUCAUUACAUAUUUUUGCCUGCAAGUGGAUAAAUAGAUAUGGUUUUACAUAAUUGUAUUAUGUUAACUGUUUAUGGAAAAGGAAGAUGUGAAUUAAAUAUUGGCAUGGUGGCAUGGUGGCGCUGCGGUAGAGUUGCUGCCUUCCUGCUCCAGAGACCCGUUUUUGACCCUGACUACAGGUGUUGCCUGUAUGGAGUUUGUACGUUCUCCCUGUAGAGACUGUGUAGCUUAUCUCAGGGUGCCCCCGUUUCUUCCCUCGCUCCAAUGACGUACAGGUUUGUAGGUUAAUUGGCUUUGGUAAAAUUACAAAUUGUUCCUUGUGUGUAAGAUAAUGCCAGUGUACGGGAUGAUCGCUAGUCAGCACGUAAGCAGUGGGUUGAAGGGCCUGUUUCCACGCUGUAUCUAUGAAGUCUAAAUUGCAUUCUUCUAGUAAUGUAUUCUGCAUGAUGAAGAUGGGAAGGAAAAGAUGGUGCAAAAAAUGGGAAUAAUACCCCAUGAGGAAUCGAUAAUUAUCAAUGAUACGUAGGAAGCAGCAACUUGGAAAUUCAUGCGGAAUUUUACUGCACUGUUGCAUGUGGACUUGUGUCCCCAAUAGUAAUUUCUGUUCCUCCACCGCAUCUUGUUGCACAAAGCUGACCGUAACACAUUGGGGAAGCCGCAAUUAGAGUACUCGGAUUGGGUCACCCUGCUAUAGGGAGGAUGUUGUUAAGCUGGAAAGAGUGCAGAGAAUAUUUCUGAAGAUGUAGCUAGCACUUGAGGGGUGGAAUUAGUUAUUUUAGUUUACUUUAAUUUAGUUCACUUUCGUUUAGUUUAUUGUUA
Molecule: messenger RNA, 2502 nt
Organism: Leucoraja erinaceus (little skate)
Lineage: Eukaryota; Metazoa; Chordata; Chondrichthyes; Rajiformes; Rajidae
Product: chemokine-like protein TAFA-3
Exons: 3
Coding region: 409-1077 (222 amino acids)
Source: RefSeq, a predicted model, not a curated record